This is a messenger RNA of Onthophagus taurus, 2054 nucleotides long. RefSeq lists its product as uncharacterized. Gene Ontology annotation, biological process: long-chain fatty acid metabolic process; fatty-acyl-CoA biosynthetic process. The record is from RefSeq and is a predicted model, not a curated record. Lineage: Eukaryota; Metazoa; Arthropoda; Insecta; Coleoptera; Scarabaeidae. Gene Ontology annotation, molecular function: long-chain fatty acid-CoA ligase activity.
UUAUUCAGUUCCUUUUCAUUUCUUAAAAAGAUUUAUGUAAAUAUUAUUUAAGAGAUAAUAACUUAAUAAGAUAAUAAAUAGCUCUGUCACUCUCAAAUAAUAUCAAAGGUCUCCGCGUUGAUUUUUUUAUCCAAGGUCUUUUCAUGUUCAAGUUGAACUCGCAUGAAAUAAAACUUUAGUAUAUCAACGCCGUAUUUACGUUUGCGUUCGAAGUGGGGAUAUGAAAUAUAUGAUAAGCGAGCGUAAUAAACGAAUUCGAUUACUUCUACAAUAUUGCUUCACUAUGAGAGUUCUUGGACGAUUAUUUUCAAAAAAUAACAGAUUUGCGUUGGAAUUAAUACGCAGGUGUCAUAGCGUUGAAUAUAUAAGUUCACAAUUACCUGAUAUAGAAACAACCAGUGAUAAUGUAGCUGAGUAUAUUAUGCGAGAUUUUAGUAAGUGGACGAAUAAAACGGCGUUACACUGUUUUGUUACUGGAAAAAAAUAUACCUUCGAUGAACUAAGAAUAAAUUCACAUAACUUGAGUAGAUCGUUAAGAAAAAUACUUGGUUUAAAAACUGGGGAUGUUGUAGCUAUUUUAUUACCAAAUAGCCCACAAUUUGCUGUUUGUACCUUAGGGACUUUACUAUCAGGAUUGCGACUAACAACACUAAAUCCUGUUUAUACUGCACAUGAAAUACAACGUCAACUUGUUGAUGCGAACGUAAAAGCGAUUUUUACCAUCAAUAGUGCCGUUAAUAACGUACAAGAAGCUUUAAAAUCUGCUCAACUGAAGAUACCAAUUAUUGUAGUGACAUCUACGCAAAAUGAGUCUGUGCCGAAAGGUCUUAUAAAAUACGAAGAAUUAGUUAAUUUAAAGUCCGAUUCCACCCCAUUAGAGCAAUUGGAUAACGAUGAUUUUUGGUUUUUACCGUAUUCAAGCGGAACAACUGGUCUUCCCAAAGGGGUAAUGUUAACCAAUAAAAAUUUGACUGUAAAUAUUGCUCAAUAUCAAGCAUUUAAUUUUAUGGAAAAAACUACAGAAAAUUUCCAAGAUGUCUUACCACUAAUAAUACCAAUGUUUCAUAUUUAUGGUUUUACGAUGGCAACAGCAACUGCUUUACAGAACGGAGUUAAAUUAGUAACUUUACCAAAAUUUAAUCCAAACGAUUUUUUGCAUCUUCUUAAAGAAAAUUCUCCUACUUUAUUAAAAUUAGCUCCGCCGUUAUUAAUUUUCCUAAAUACUUAUCCUGACGCUAAAGCGGAGUAUCUUCAAGCCAUAAGAACUGUUCUUUGUGGAGCUGCACCACUUGGUAAAUCAGACGAAGAUAAAUUCAGAGAGAAGGUUGGAAAACCAGUAAAUAUUGUACAAGCUUAUGGAUUAACGGAAACUGCACCUUUUGCAAUGAGUACUCCACUUUCGAAACAGGGUAAAUUUCCUGGAGCUAUGGGUGAACCAACAUCAAAUACAUUAAUGAAAGUAGUUAAAAUCGACGAUCCUAAAAAUAAACAUAUUCCACCGAACCAAGUUGGAGAACUAUUGAUUAAAGGUCCUCAAGUCAUGAAAGGAUACUAUAAUAAACCAGAAGAAACUAAGAAAUCGAUAACACCUGACGGUUGGUUUAGAACGGGUGAUAUGGUGCGUUACGAUGAAAACGGAAUGUUUUAUAUUGCCGAUCGAAUCAAGGAGUUAAUUAAAGUAAAGGGUUUUCAAGUACCUCCUGCAGAAUUAGAAGAAAUCAUAAGAAAUUUUCAUGGAGUAGCUGACGCGGCGGUUAUUGGUAUAAGUCAUGAAGUAUCCGGUGAAAUUCCUAGAGCUUACGUAGUUCCAAAACAUGGUGUUAAACUUGAUCCGAAUCAUUUACGUAAUUUUGUCGACGAAAAAGUUGCUCCAUAUAAGAGAUUAUCUGGAGGUGUUGCGAUAGUUAAUGAGAUUCCUAAAAAUCCUUCUGGAAAGAUUUUAAGGAGGAUAUUAAGAGCGAAUUUUGAGAAAGAUGGGAUUUAAUUUCUGUAUCUGUUAAAUAUUGAAUUAAAUCUGUAAUUAUCUUUAAUAAAAUUUUUUUAAAAUAGUGUAA